Molecule: messenger RNA, 633 nt
Organism: Knipowitschia caucasica
Lineage: Eukaryota; Metazoa; Chordata; Actinopteri; Gobiiformes; Gobiidae
Source: the annotation of a GenBank genome assembly
AUGAGAGCCGCAAUUAGUUGUUUCCUUGUGUGGACCACGUACCUGCUGCUGGCCGGCGCGGAGGAAGUGCAGUUUCCCCAGGAGCUGAUCGACAGACUGGCCAACAGCGAAAUCCACAGCAUCAGCGACCUCCAGCGGCUACUGGACAUUGACUCCGUAGGUACGGGAAACGAUGUCAUCGAGGAGCCCAAGCGUCACAAGCAGCAUUUCAUCCAUCAUAAAAACCAUUCCCAUCCCCAUGGUUACUACAACAACGACCUGAAGAGCUCGCAGCUUCACAGUCGACGCAAAAGGAGCCUCGUAGAGGAGGCAGUUCCGGCGGUGUGCAAGACCCGGACAGUUAUCUAUGAAAUCCCCAGGAGCCAGGUGGACCCCACAGCGGCCAACUUCCUGAUAUGGCCGCCCUGUGUGGAGGUGAAGAGGUGCACGGGAUGCUGCAACACCAGCAAUAUGCGCUGCCAUCCGUCACGCAAGCACCACCGCACAGUGAAGGUGGCUAAAGUGGAGUAUGUGAGGAGAAAACCCAAACUGAAGGAGGUCUUUGUCCGGUUAGAAGACCACCUGGAGUGUGUGUGCACGUCACAGCAUCACGUCAUGGAGCACUCAGAAGCAGAAACAGAGGACGUCAGGUGA